CACUGACUUCAUUGCUUCUUCCUCUCAGAAGCGAUGGCGGUUACUCUCUCCGCUGCAACUCUCUUCCCCAAUAGACUCGGAGUUCACAGGACCUCCACCAAUCAGACUUCGACGCGUGUAAUCCCCAGCGCAUCUCCGAACGCAAACGUUAGCUUCUGCAGCAGUAGAGUCAAUUUCUCACGAAGGCGAAGCGACGUCGUAGCGUUCUCUGCGGUGUCGGGCUCACCAGGAAUCGAGUCUUCUUCGAAUGCUGGAGAUACAGCAAGUUUGUUGGACUCAGUGAAGGUGUUUGAUCUGAACGGAAAUGGGAUUCCGAUUUCGGAUUUGUGGAAAGAUAGGACAGCUGUUAUUGCAUUUGCGCGCCAUUUCGGAUGUGUCUUUUGCCGCAAACGGGCUGACUAUCUUGCCUCAAAGAAGGAUAUAAUGGAUGAAUCUGGUGUGGCUCUUGUUUUGAUUGGACCCGGUAGUAUUGAUCAGGCAAAAUCGUUCUCUGAGAAAACCAAAUUCAAAGGAGAAGUUUAUGCAGAUCCCAGUCACUCGUCGUAUGAAGCAUUAAGAUUUGUUUCUGGUGUCACAACCACAUUCACUCCCAAAGCAGGUCUCAAGAUAAUACAGUUGUACAUGGAGGGUUAUCGACAAGACUGGAAGCUUUCCUUUGAACAGGACACCGUGAGCAGAGGCGGCUGGCAGCAGGGUGGAAUUAUAGUUGCAGGUCCUGGUAAAAGUAACAUAUUGUACAUUCACAAGCCGUACAGGAUAAAGAAGCCGGGGAUGAUCCAGAUAUCAAAGACAUUCUGAAAGCAUGUUGUGGGGUUUAAGUUCUGUGUAGUCCGACCUUUGCCAAUUGUUUGUACCUAUUUUUGGUAAACCGGCCCGUAAAUCAAUUGGCCGAUAGAUGAGGAAAAUAUAGUGCUUUUCUUGUUGAUACUCGAUAAAUUUCAUAUUUAUGAGAUUUUAUUAGAUAUUAACUUUUGGAGAAGAAAUGAGAAGAGAAGGAAAUAACGGCGAUAAUUAUUCUUUGA
Messenger RNA from Rosa chinensis, 1022 nucleotides. Its product is annotated as thioredoxin-like protein AAED1, chloroplastic. The record is from RefSeq and is a predicted model, not a curated record. Gene Ontology annotation, molecular function: antioxidant activity. The transcript is spliced from 10 exons. NCBI's taxonomy places the organism in Eukaryota, Viridiplantae, Streptophyta, Magnoliopsida, Rosales, Rosaceae. The coding region runs from base 34 to 798 and encodes 254 amino acids.